Molecule: messenger RNA, 1961 nt
Organism: Drosophila eugracilis
Lineage: Eukaryota; Metazoa; Arthropoda; Insecta; Diptera; Drosophilidae
Product: putative phosphatidate phosphatase
Exons: 6
Coding region: 693-1760 (355 amino acids)
Biological process (GO): signal transduction; phospholipid dephosphorylation; phospholipid metabolic process
Molecular function (GO): phosphatidate phosphatase activity
Source: RefSeq, a predicted model, not a curated record
GCUCACUUCAUCGGGCGGCGUUGAACGGUGCGGCUGGUUGUUUCGGGUUCGGGUUGGGUUCUUGGGUCUCCAUCAUUCUUCGUAGAGGCGCUGCGCAUGCGAAACAAAUAGAAAAGCAGAACCAAAAGUGCGAAAAGAACUAGAGCAAGAACGAAAAUAUACCUUCGAUGUGAGAAAAUCAAAAAUAAACAAAAAUUUAAGUGCAGUGCUCCGUUGAAAUGCAUUCCAAAUAAUGUGCAGAGAUUUUUACCACAUAUUAUUUACCUUUGUGCGUCGCCAGCAGUAUUAUUUGAGCAACAUUUUGACUUGGACUUAGUCGAUCGCAAUCGCUCAUCGCUUAUCACUUGCGCAAUACCGCAUUUACCUUACCCAAAAACAUUUCGUACCGCCUACAAAACGCCGACGCCGUGUGUUUUUCUUUUUACCUACAAACAGUAUCGAUUUGUUGGCUUUAUUUACAUACCGCUGCAGGCCUUAUCACACAGUGCCUUGCCCAUUAGCACAUUCUAAAAGAAAACCACUCCCGAGGAUUAUUCAAGCAAUUUGUGUGCGCCCAUCUCCGCUCGCCGAUAAGAUGACCACCAGAAUGGUAUCCAGGUGCAAUAGCGCCAUAAAUUGAAACUGCGUUCGGAACGCCACUAAGCUUAAUCAGAUUAGAAGCAGCCAUCGAAAAUCCCCGUUUUUCAUCCACGAUGAGUUCCCUGCGUCCGGCCAGUGUGUCUGAUACCACGCCGCUUCAGAGAUUUGAGAGUCAGAGCAGCAGCAGCGAAGAGCCUUCUUCACCGACGGCUUCUAGUAUUUUGGCCGCCGCUGCUGCAUCUUCAAACCAAACCGCCAACCAUAACAACAAUAAUAAUGUAAAACUGGACCUACAGCUGCCAACUUUCGUUGGAAACUCCGGUGGCCAUGCGGCAAUGUACAUGGUCCCCAAUGGCAACAAGCCACCAUUACGUGGUCCUCGGCAGAUCUUCGGAAGGAUUCUCAUGGACCUCUGUUUGCUCAGCUGCGUUGGUCUACCUAUGCUGGGAUUUUCCCUUUGGGGUGAAGCCUAUAACCGCGGAUUCUUCUGCAAUGAUUCUUCUUUGAAACAUCCGUAUAAAGAGUCCACGAUGCCCAGUUGGGUUCUCUACUUGAUGUGUGGCGUUUUGCCUUUUUCUGUGAUGCUUGUAGUCGAAUUUUUUAGGGCCCAGGACAAGCGUUUGCACAGUCCUUUUCAGAAAUAUAGCUUCGGUAGUGGCUAUCACAUUUGCCACUUGGAGUUGCCGACUUGGUUGUUGGAAUGCUAUCACAGAAUAGGAAUCUUUAUCUUCGGCUUGGGCGUAGAACAGCUAUCCACAAAUAUAGCCAAGUAUUCUAUUGGCCGACUGAGGCCUCACUUUUACACUCUCUGCCAACCCAUCAUGAUAGAUGGCACCAAUUGCAGUGAUCCCAUAAAUGCUGGACGUUAUAUCGAAAAAUUCACCUGUGCGGCGGUUGAUAUAACUUCAAAGCAAAUAAAGGAUAUGCGUCUGUCCUUUCCCAGUGGACAUGCAAGUUUUGCUUGCUUUUCCAUGCUCUACUUGGUGAUCUAUUUACAACGUAGAAUGCAUUGGAAUCGCUUGAGGAUGCUGCGUCAUUUGCUACAGUUUCUGCUGCUCAUGUUCGCCUGGUACACGGCUCUCUCCAGAGUUUCCGACUACAAACACCAUUGGUCUGAUGUCUUGGCAGGAUCUGGUAUUGGUCUUACCUAUGCCAUUAUAGUGACAUCUACUAUGUGGUAGGCUGGAUCCUUGACUUUAUGGGGGUUACAAACCCCUCAACCCCACCGCAUUGAGCUACUUUCGCUUUAAGAUGUCUUAUCUGCCGAAAUUUCAGUUUUAUCUUAGUUUUAACUUUGACCAUGUCUGCUAAGGAGUAUCUAUUUAUCUAUGUGUGAAGCAUUUUACUUAAUAAAUUUCAGUUUUAUGUGUUUUACCCUUAAA